Molecule: messenger RNA, 4683 nt
Organism: Pelobates fuscus (common spadefoot toad)
Lineage: Eukaryota; Metazoa; Chordata; Amphibia; Anura; Pelobatidae
Product: zinc finger protein 84-like
Exons: 10
Coding region: 94-4011 (1305 amino acids)
Biological process (GO): regulation of DNA-templated transcription
Source: RefSeq, a predicted model, not a curated record
CGUGUGACGCAUGCGCAGUCUGCAUCCAGACAGAGUGUGACUGACAGACUGAGAGCUGGGAGAGCACAGAGAUCAUCAGAUUAAACUGUGAUAAUGAACACAGACAGGAAUCGGGUGACUGAGGAGAUUUUUAAUCUAACCCUGGAGAUCAUCUACCUGCUGGCUGGAGAGGAUUAUAUGGUUGUAAAGAGACCUUGUGAGCAUGUGACAACCAGCAGCACUCUCCGUAUGUCCGAUAGUAUCUCCAGAACCAAGAAUCCCAGCACAGUGUCCAAACCUCCCUCACUGAUUCGUGAUCGACUUAGUGACAAGAAGAUCCUUGAUCUGACCUACAGGAUCAUCCACCUUUUGACUGGAGAGGAGUGUGAAUAUUUACAGCACAAUGUCUGUAAGGAAGCGGUUAUGGAAAGUAACCAGCCGCAGAGAUCACCAGUAGAUAAAUUGUUUCCUAAUUUUGGAGCCGAAGAUGGAACUGUAGAUAAAAUAAAUAUUGAUGGAAAUGAUCUAAAAUGUGCCAAUGAAAGGAAAAGGCAUAAUGAAUCGGAAAUCUACAUGUUAAAAGAAUCUCCACCACAUCAACACAGAAGUCUCUUAGACACAGAUAUAUAUCUGCAGACAGAAUAUCCAUCUACUGAUAUUAAGGAGGAAUCAUCAUCAUGUGAAGAUGACAAUCUCAUAGAUAUUUCUUCACCCAAAGAACAUCCAGAGCGAGAAUAUCCAUCUACUCAUAUUAAGGAGGAACCAGCCUCAUGUGAAGAAGGCACCCUCACGGACAUUUAUACACCCACAGAAUAUGCAUCUAUUCAUAUAAAAGAGGAAUCUGAUUCAUGUGAAGAAGGGACUUUCACAAACACUGGUAUUUGUACACCCACAGAACUGACAGAUGAUACAUUUUCUUUUAUCAUACAAGAGACCAUGUGUAGAGGAGAGGAACCAUGUUCAGAACACGAAAAGAAUUAUAGCCAGGUAUCACAUCUUGUUAUACACCAAAGGAUUCGCAAAGGGAAAAAGCAGUUCUCAUGUUCUGAAUGUGGAAAAUGUUUCAACCAAAAGUCUAAUAUUAUUAGCCAUCAGAAAAUUCAUACAGGAGAGAAAAUAUACAAAUGUUCUGAAUGUGGGAAAUGUUAUACUCAGGCUGCACACCUCGCGUCACAUAAAAAACGGAUCCAUACGGGAGAAAAACCUUUUAAAUGCUCUGAAUGUGGGAAAUGUUAUACUCAGGCUGCACACCUCGCGUCACAUAAAAAACGGAUCCAUACGGGAGAAAAACCUUUUAAAUGCUCUGAAUGUGAUAAAUGUUUUUCCCGAGCCACACUUCUUGCAUCGCAUGAAAGGAUUCACACUGGAGAGAAACCAUUUAAAUGCCCGGACUGUGAGAAAUGCUUUAAUCAAAAGUCUAAUCUUAUUAAACAUCAGAGAAUUCACACCGGUGAAAAACCAUUUAAAUGUACUGAAUGUGGGAAAUGUUUUACCUGGGCCACACUUCUCGCAUCACACAAAAGGAUUCACACAGGAGAAAAACCAUUUAAAUGUGCAGAAUGUGGGAAAUGUUUUACACAGGCUGCACAUCUUGCAUCACAUAAAAUGAUACAUACAGGAGAAAAGACAUUUAAAUGCACUGAAUGUGGGAAAUGUUUUAUCCAAAAGUCCAAUCUUGUUAAGCAUCAGACAAUUCACACAGGAGAAAAACCAUUUAAAUGCAAUGAAUGUGGAAAAUGUUUUAACCAGAAGUUUAAUCUUGUGAAGCAUCAGACCAUUCACACAGGAGAGAGACCAUUUAAAUGCUCUGACUGUGGGAAAACGUUUAGCAGACCGACACAGUUAGCUACACAUAAGAGGAUCCAUACCAGUCAAAAAAUGGAACCAGCAGUGGCGUACAGCUACUCUAUGAGAGAGUUUGACAAUAUGAUGGGAUUGCGGCUGAAGUACUACGGACCCAAUCCACCGGAGAAAUCUGUGCAGCUUAUGAGGAACCUAGUGUUCAAGAAUCUGCAAUACCGGGCAGAAAGAGAAGGUCAGCUAGCACGUUGGGAGGAACUCCAGUGGCAGAGUGCAAAAUCUGCAUUACUAUCAAGGACCAGAGUCCAGUGUUUGGAGUGCACAAAAAACUCAUGGAUAACUAAUCCGAAAGCAGAGGAUCUCUCAGAUGGACUGCUACAAGAAUGGACAGGUAAGGGAAGAACUUACACAACAUCUUCCUUUAACAUCUUCCCACAACAGUUGGAGCGGAGGUUGUGUCCGAUAUAUGAAGGAAAAAUGCCAAACUCAAAUGAAAAUAUUCCAAAGGAGUCUGAUCAGUGUGAGUUUGAGGAAGUGGCCGUUUACUUCUCCGAGGAGGAGUGGGACUAUUUAAAUGAAGUCGAGAAGAAGCUUUACCGGGAUGUGAUGAUGGAGAAUUACCAGACCCUCCGCUCUCUGGGAUGUAUCCGUGUGACUCCUCCAGUUAUAUCGGUGAUUGAGCAAGGGGAAGAGCCGUAUGUGAGGGGACUCCAAGAAUUUAAAGAGAUUGGUUGUCCAAUAUACCCAGAAAGCUUUGUGAACAUACAUUUUCCAGAAAAAUGUCACAAAACCAGAAACGCACUAAGCAAGACAGAAGAGAAAUCUUUUGGAUUGAAGAACUCCAUAGAGCACAAGCUUUCCUUAAAAUGCAAUAUGGGUACUCCUCAGAAGAUGCACACAGAACCAAAAUUAUUCUUAUGUUCUGAUUGUGGGAAAUGUUUUGACUUUAACUCUCAACUUUUAAUUCAUCAGAGAACCCACACAGGAGAAAAGCCAUAUUCAUGUUCUGAAUGUAAAAAACGUUUCAGCCAAAAGUCUUUACUUGUUCACCAUCAGAGAACUCACACAGGAGAGAAACCUUUUUCUUGUUCUGAGUGUGAGAAAUCAUAUAGUUUUAAAUCACAUCUUAUUCGACAUCAAAGAGCUCACACAGGAGAGAAACCAUUUUCAUGUUUUGAAUGUGGCAAAUGUUUCAGCCAAAACUCGAUACUUGUUAACCAUCAGCGAACACACACAGGAGAUAAGCCAUUCUCAUGCUCUGAAUGUGGUAAGAAUUUUGGUUCAAAUGCUUAUCUUGUUAGACAUCAGAGAAGCCACAGAGGGGAUAAGCUUUUCUCAUGUUCUGAAUGUGGGAAAUGUUUUCAUUUUAAUUCGCAACUGCUUGCACAUCAGAGAACUCACACGGGCGAGAAACCAUUCUCGUGUGCAGAAUGUGGGAAAUGUUUUGGUCGUAAUGCCGAUCUGGUCAGUCAUCAGAGAAUGCACUCUGGAGAGAAACCAUUCUCUUGUUCUUAUUGUGGUAAGUACUUCAGCUUUAAUGCAUAUCUCAUUAGACAUCAGAGAACUCACACAGGGGAAAAACCUUACUCAUGUCCUGAAUGUGGAAAAUGUUUUAGCCGUACCACAACACUUGUAAAUCACCGGAGGACUCAUACAGGAGAGAAACCAUUCACUUGUUCAGAAUGUGGUAAAUGUUUCAGGCAAAAUGCAAUACUUGUUAGACAUCAGAGAUCUCAUACAGGAGAGAAAUCAUUCUCAUGUUCUGAAUGUGGGGAAUGUUUUGGUCGUAAUGCUGAUUUUGUUAGACACCAGAGAAUGCACUUUGGAGAAAACCCAUUCUCUUGUUCUCAUUGCGGGAAAUGCUUCAGCUUUAAUGCAUAUCUCAUUAGACAUCAGAGAACUCAUACAGGGGAAAAGCCUUUUUCAUGUUCUGAGUGUGGGAAAUGUUUUAGUUGCACCUCAACUCUAGUUAAUCACCGGAGGACUCACACAGGAGAGAAACCAUACACUUGUUCAGAAUGUGGCAAAUGUUUCAGGCAAAAUGCAAUACUUGUUAGACAUCAGAGAACUCACACAGGAGAGAAACCGUUCUCCUGUUCAGAGUGUAGGAUAUCUUUCAGUUUUAAGUCACAGCUUGUUAUACAUCAUAAAACUCACACUGGAAGAAAACCAUUACCUAGAUUUAAAGGUGGAAAAUCUAGCUCUAAAGCUUAUUUUUAUAAACAUCAAUAAGUUCACACAUAAGAUGCAUUUUCUUAUACUAAGAAUGUUAAUAUCCAGAACCCAGUGGUUGUUAGACAUCAGAAAAUUCACACAGAAGAGAAUCAGUUUUAAAGUUUUAAAAUGAAAUUCAGUUUGUGUUACAUGUUAUAAUUCUCACUAGAGUUUUCUCAAUGCUAAGUAUGGUGUUCACUGCAAGUAAAAUUUCGAUACACAAGCUCAGUAAAAAGGAAAAAAAACUUCAGUCCAUUUAAAAAUGACAACACAAGAACUGCACAUUGAUAACCAGCCAAGUGGCCAGCGUCACAAGCAGAUUAACAUGUUCUUACUCAUAUACUACAAAAACAUGUUAAGGUACUUGCAAUGCUGUGCUCACUGGCUUAUGUCAUAAAGAUGCUGUUCCUGCACAAUCGUUUAUAAAUUGGCCACAGCAAAAGCUGAUGUUCAUUGUCAUGCCAUAGAAACCUUAUUAAAUGGUCUGUGCAUAUGGCUGAUUCUAGCUUAAGAAGGGUUUGAUUGCGUAAGAAUGUGAUAGAUGUCAGAACAUUCACAACAUAAAUUCAAUUUUUUAAAGCUAGUGUUACUCUACCAGGUGUGAAGUUUCACACACACAUUGCCCCUAUAUUUAUCUUUUAUCAGAUAGGAUGACUAUACCUGAUUUGCCUCACAGAUAUAAGUAAAACU